UAAAACCAAGAAUGUAGAGACUGAUAACAUUUAGACCAUAUCAUCUUCAGUCCUGACUGUUCCUGCAGAUUCAUUUCAUAUGGUUACUCCAUCAGCAAUGGAAAUGCUCUUCCUUCUGCUGCUUUUCUCAGGAUUCUGGCCAUUUUGCCAUGGCAUCUCAAAAGGAUUUGUUCUGAUCCAGCAGCAGAACACCUGGCAUGAGGCACAAGCUUACUGCAGACAGAAUCACACUGACCUGGCCACUGUUCUAAGCGAUGAUCCAAAUCUACAAGAAGCAAUAAACCCUGCAUUGACUUCGCUGGCUUGGACUGGACUGUACAGGGUUGGUAAUAACUGGUGGUGGAUUUACCUAAUGAAGAAAACGACAUUCACAUUUUGGAAGCCUGGAGAGCCAAACAACUUAAAUGGAAAUGAUGAAUGUGGUGUAAUCACUAACAGUGGAUGGAUUGACCUGCCAUGUAAUGAAAUGUGCCCCUUUUUUUGCUACAAUGUAAAUGGAACAGCACAGUUUGUUUUUAUCUCUGAUAUCCAGUUGAGUUGGCAUGAUGCUAUAAAUUACUGCCGACUGAAAUACACAGACCUGGUCUCCAUUUGGAAUCAAACUGAAAAUGACCAGCUUUUGCUGAUGAUGCAAGGAUUUGAUAGAGCAUGGGUUGGCCUGUACUGGGCGACUUGGAGUUGGUCAGAUAAAUCAAGUGGCUGGUUUAACUGGAUGACUGGACAGCCAAACCAGACUGGGCUGAACAACUCUUGUGGUGCUGUAGGUCCUGAUGCUCUAAUGGAUGAUCGGAUCUGCUCAGAUGCCCUACCAUUCAUCUGCCUGACUUGUACAAAGCAGAAGAUUGUGAGAGUGGAGGUGAACUCUGGUCAGAAUUUAAAUGAUCCUGCAGUGAUGGAGACCAUCUUGAAGUCAAUUAAACAGAAGCUGAAGGAUCAUGGGAUAGAACAGGACACAAGAUUGACAUGGAGAGUGCUACCGGGUGGAAAUGUUUUCUCACCAAAACAUGGCUGUGAAGAGAAUAUCAAGCAGAGAGACUGUUCAGAUUCUCUUUUUUAAAUAUAACAGUGACCACAUCUGAG
Messenger RNA from Triplophysa rosa, 1080 nucleotides. Its product is annotated as macrophage mannose receptor 1-like. NCBI's taxonomy places the organism in Eukaryota, Metazoa, Chordata, Actinopteri, Cypriniformes, Nemacheilidae. The record is from RefSeq and is a predicted model, not a curated record. The transcript has 6 exons. The coding region runs from base 80 to 1057 and encodes 325 amino acids.